Messenger RNA from Caretta caretta (loggerhead turtle), 1138 nucleotides. Lineage: Eukaryota; Metazoa; Chordata; Testudines; Cheloniidae. The record is from RefSeq and is a predicted model, not a curated record.
AUGGCUUUCUCUGGCCUGUGUUAUCCAGAAUGCGGGGUGGCCCAACCCAGUCCAGUCACUGGCAGCUGCAACGUGCCGUGCGUUCGGCAGUGCCCUGACUCCGAAGUGGUGAUCAGACCCUCACCUGUGGUCGUGACCCUCCCGGGACCAAUUCUCAGCAAUUUCCCUCAACACAGUGAAGUGGGAGCCAUAGGAGCACCUGUGGUCGGACCCGGUUUCGGAGGCUCCUUCGGUCCUGGGGGAUUGUACGGCUAUGGAGGCCGUUACGGAGGAUGGUAUGGUUUAGGGGGUUAUGGUGGUUACGGUGGCCCUUGGGGUUACGGGAGAUGUGGUUAUGGGGGAUUAGGUGGUUACCCAUGCGGUUAUGGUUACGGGGGGGGAAUAUGUGGUUCCCGGAGUGGAGUGGGAGCCAUAGGAGCACCUGUGGUCGGACCCGGUUUCGGGGGCUCCUUCGGUCCUGGGGGAUUGUACGGCUAUGGAGGCCAUUACGGAGGAUGGUAUGGUUUAGGGGGCUAUGGUGGUUAUGGUGGCCCUUGGGGUUAUGGGAGAUGUGGUUAUGGGGGAUUAGGCGGUUACCUGGGCGGUUAUGGUUACGGGGCGGGAAUAUGCGGUUCUGGGGUAUCUUGCCAUAGGUACCUCAGUGGAAGCUGUGGGCCAUGCUAAAGCCAGCAGGAACAUCCGUGGAUGAAGGAAGAACCUGGAAAUGAACAGCAAGAUCCAGAUUCACCGCUGACCUUUUGGGCAUGGCUUUCAGAAGUGCUGUGCAAACAUGGCUCCACUUGAAGUCAGUGGGAGCUGUGUGUGCUCAGCACCUUGGUCUGAGAGCCAUGCUGCAUUUCUGAUGUUACGCUUUAGGACUCUUUCUGAGUGGGAAAAAGAGACCUUGCUGUCAAACAGAAUUAGGCCAUAUAUGUUCUAUCCUUUUCAUCAAUCCGUACCUCUGGUGUCUUGCUUUGACCUUUGGUGCCGCAGAUGUCUAAUGGAGAAGCUGCAUAGUUCCUGCUUCUCUUUUGCUUUGUCUCAUUACACAUGGAUUGGGGUAAAACAAUAAACUUAAAUUGGUUAUAAAGGAGACUCGUUUGUCAACCUCUGCAGCUGCACCAAUGCAAAAAGAACAUUGUGUCUGAAAUACAUCCCA